AUGGACUCGCUCGUGUUUGUAUCGGCCAACGCGUAUCUGGCGUCUCGCAGCUCGGACGCCUGGCACAGCACCCACUUCAGACCCGGCUACGUGCCCAUUCUGCGCUCCGAUCUGCUGCGGUUCCGCGACGCGCUCGACCAGGUCCUCCAGCAGGUCCGCAAGGAACACACCGCCGUGGUUUACCACAGCGACGCCCAGCGCGACCCGGCGCGCGCGCAUCCCGACGCAGACGCCGCCGCGCCCUCCAGCGGCCCGGCUCACGGCCGCCACCAGGACCUCAAGCAGUUUCUCCCCAUCUCGCUGGACCAACAGCUGCACACCGUCGCCCUCACGGGCCUCCGAGGCAAACUGGCCGUCGAGCAGCUGGAACGGCUGCUGGCCAAGCUCGAGGACGUGACGUCCGCCGCGCUCGAGCUCCCGGCGUCCUCGUUUGUCCAGUGCUGGAGCAGCGUCGCAGGGCUCGACACCCAGAGCCUAUUCGUGCGGUGCCAGGAGCUGGCGCAGUACCCCCAAGUGGUGGCCUAUUGGCGCGAGCUCGUGGCCCGCUGGAACGCGCUGGACCCGCACGUGGGCUUGCAACUCCAUUGCGACCAAAACACCGCCCACUACGUCGCCGACAAGGCCGCGGGCGCGGGACCCCUGGACCCGGCCGAGCUCGACCGCCAAGUCCACGCGUUGCGCCAGUUGCUGGACGAGCUCUACGCAGAGGACAAGUCCGAACCCGCCGCGCACGAUUCCUCCGCCGAUUACAAGGUCGACGUGUCCACGCUGAGCGAUCUGCCGGGCAGCGCGCUCGAGCAAUUGUGCCAAGACAUCGUCAAGUUCCGCACGCGGGUGCUGACCAUUGAGAAGGAAAAACGCGCCAAAGAAGACUACGAAGAGGGCAAACGUCGCCGUUUGCAGCUCAUGAAAGUGUUUGAGCAGAUCAGGAAAAGUCAAGGUGACGACGGUGCCAACGGCGCUGCCGACGCGCGCGACCCGGACAACGACGACGCCGAGGACGACGAAGAAGAAGAAGACGACGGCGACGCUGCCCAGGACUGGGCCCUCGAGAAGGAGCGCCAGGACCGCGACCGCGCCGCCGCAGACGCCCGCGCCCGCGCCUUGCUGGACAAGCUCAGCUCGCAACUAGAACCGCGUCUGCGCGCGCUCGAGCGCCAACUCGCUCGUGUCGCCGAUUAUGAUGCCACGCUCGCCAGCGAACGGCCCCUCUACCUCAAGGAACUGUUGCAUCUCUCACACGACCCCAGCUACGACCACCGCCGCAGUUUCAAACUCGAAGAGAAACAACGCGACGACGACGACCGCGCACGCAACCCGCCCGCUACCGCCUCCGCGCCCUCGCCUACCAAGACGCCUACCGAGCCCGUCGGCGAGCCCGCUGCCGAGCCGCGUUUCAAGCUCGAGAUUCGUCCCGCUGCUCGUCCAAACGCGUCGCCGCAGCCUGACGUGCUGCACCAAUCCGACAUCGAGCUGGACUCCAUACUCGCGCGCCUCAGAGACUCCCGCGCCGUCCACGACGUGGUCAAGGAGUAUUUGGGCGACGAAGAUCAAGAUUUGAUAGACUACAUUUUCGAUCACAUUCGUGAACACAAGAGUAAAACCGCGCUCCUCGACGAACUCAAGGAAACCUUCGACGAGGACGCAGCUGCCAUCGUCGACAAAGUUUGGCACAAUCUAUAG
Messenger RNA from Lachancea fermentati, 1683 nucleotides. Lineage: Eukaryota; Fungi; Ascomycota; Saccharomycetes; Saccharomycetales; Saccharomycetaceae. The record is from the annotation of a GenBank genome assembly.